This is a messenger RNA of Monascus purpureus, 1875 nucleotides long. The record is from the annotation of a GenBank genome assembly. NCBI's taxonomy places the organism in Eukaryota, Fungi, Ascomycota, Eurotiomycetes, Eurotiales, Aspergillaceae.
AUGCCCAGAUAUCCUAGCUAUGGCGACUCCGAGUCGGAUUUCUCCGAAACUGACAUAUCCAUGGCCAAUCUGCCUCGCCGAAGAACAAGGGUCCGACAACGUUCGAUAUCACGAUCCCGUUACCCUCAUGGUAUGCCUGGUGCCUUCGAGUAUGACUAUCUGGCUCCUCCUACAGAGACGGCCCUGACUCCUCGCAUGGGCCAUGUCACGGAAACCCACAUCCGUCGUUCUGCGUCUACGGGCGCUCGCCGACGUCGUGAACGCGGACCUGAUAACUACCGCAGCGAAAGUCCACACACGGUGAUCGUGGAUAUUAAAAAUAGCAAUGACAACAGGAGCGCCAGUAAGAACCGCAAGUCCAAACAGAAAGUCCAACAUGUCUAUUCGUCAUCAUCCGACGAGGAUCUCCGGCCUCAUCAUCGUAAUCGUGAAAGCGUUGCAGCUGCCGGUGGUGCAUACGUGAGAGGUAUUUCUUUGUCCCGCGAGGCCUCACCGGCCCCGCGUGACUAUGAACUGAUGAUGAAUCAGCGAGUGCUGGAGAAGAACGACAGUAGGCAAGAUAUCGAGUUGGUGAGGCUGCAGCAGGAGAUCGCGCGUUUGGAGCGAGAGCUCGCUCAUCGUAGCGAACACCGUGACCAACGUCUUCUGAGACAGGAAGAGGAAGAUUAUGAGAUUGAGCUUAAUGAUCGGCUUAAGAGGCUACAGAAAUAUGAGAGGCAGCAGCGAAGGGAAGAGGAGAGACGCGAUGCUGAAGCCCACUUCAAGAUGGAACAGCAACGAAGGGAAGAGGAGAAACGCAGUGCCGAAGCCCGCCUCAAGAUGGAGAGAUUUGAGGAGUCGGAGCGUGCAGCUGCCGAACAGAAACGAAGGGAAGAGGAGAAACGCAAUGCCGAAGCCCGCUUGAAAAUGGAGAGAUUUGAGGAAUCGGAGCGUGCAGCUGCCGAAAAAGCGCAGAUCCAGGCCAAAUUGCGCGAUGAAAAGAUAAAGGAACUGCAGAAGAGAAUCGAUGAAGAAGAAGAAAAGGACCGCCUCAAGAAGAAACUGCAGGAAGAAAAACUGAAGGAAUUGCAGAAGAAAAUUGAUGAGGACGAAGAGAAGGAGCGCAUCAAACAGGCCAUUCGCGACGAGGAAGCACGAAAUAUGCUCAAGGAAAUGGAACGGAAGAAGGAAGAAGACAAACUGAAGCAGCAGGCCAUCGAGGAAUUCAAGCGGCAGGAGGAAGAAGCAAGGAAAAAGAAAGAGCAGGAACUGCAGGCAGCAGCCAGGCUGAGAGAAGCCACAAUCCAGGAGUACAGGAUGCAGCAACUUGCGAUGGAGAAGCAGGAAAAGGAACGCAAGGAACGGGAGCUCGCGGAGAUGAAAAGAUUGAAAGAGGCUGCGCUUGAGGAGUACAAGCAACAGGAAUUGGCGCGCAUUGAGAAUGCAAAGAAGGAACAAGAACAGAAGGACGCUGAAUUCCGCGAACGACUGAAGACACAGUUCGGCUUUUCCGAUGAAGAAAUCGAGGAUAUGAUGAAGAAGAAAGACGGGAAGAAGGAGAAGGAGGAGAAGGAGAAAGAGAGAGAAAAGGAAUAUGACACUCGGAUGACAUGGAUCAAGGUACACCGAAAACACCUUCUCCCGGAAACUUUGAUGGCCUAUCGUUUACCCUGGGAAUGGGACGAGCGCGAUAGUAACUACAUUAUCAUCAAGCAAUGGAUACCCGAAGACUUCCAGGAAGAGCUCUUCGCCCACACGCGCCGUCUCCGCGAAGGAAGACUCGUGACUCAGACUUCGAACACUACCACCGAGCUCAGGGUCAACGACCGCCGCAGGGAUAGGCUAUACCUCGUUCGGAAGAAGAGUCCCGGCCGACGGGCGUUCAUCCUUACGUAG